Dermacentor silvarum is the source of this 932-nucleotide messenger RNA. RefSeq names its product structural maintenance of chromosomes protein 3. The record is from RefSeq and is a predicted model, not a curated record. The transcript is spliced from 9 exons. Gene Ontology annotation, molecular function: ATP binding; ATP hydrolysis activity; cohesin loader activity. The annotation marks the transcript as partial. Lineage: Eukaryota; Metazoa; Arthropoda; Arachnida; Ixodida; Ixodidae. Gene Ontology annotation, biological process: mitotic sister chromatid cohesion.
AUCAUUACAACUGUUUCCCGCCAUUUUGAACUGCUAAGCGUUUGGCGGGACUGUUGGCAUCAUUAAAGGCGCGAAGAGGCAUAUUUACAUGGAUUUGCGUCACAAUUCUGUGGCAGUCCACAUCUGAAAUGCAUAUAAAACAGCUUAUAAUACAAGGUUUCCGGAGCUACAAAGAGCAAACCUGUGUGGAGCCAUUCAGUCCGCGUCAUAAUGUGAUAGUUGGCCGAAAUGGAUCGGGGAAAAGCAAUUUCUUUUACGCCAUCCAAUUCGUGCUGAGUGAUGAGUUCUCCCAUCUGCGCCCCGAGCAGCGUCAAGCACUCCUGCACGAGGGAACUGGACCACGUGUGCUCAAUGCCUUCGUGGAAAUCAUCUUCGACAACAGUGACAACCGCCUGCCAGUUGACAAGGAAGAGGUGUCGCUAAGGCGUGUGAUUGGCUCCAAGAAAGACCAGUAUUUCCUGAACAAGAAGAUGGUUACAAGGACGGAUGUCAUGAACCUCUUGGAGAGCGCCGGUUUCUCGCGGAGCAAUCCCUACUAUAUAGUAAAGCAGGGCAAGAUCAACCAGAUGGCCACAGCGCCAGAUUCACAACGGCUGAAGCUGCUGCGAGAGGUGGCGGGCACACGGGUGUACGAUGAGCGGCGCGAAGAGAGCAAGGUGCUGCUGCGGGACACUGAGGGCAAGCGCUCCAAGAUUGAGGAUCUGCUCAAGUACAUUGAGGAUCGGCUGCAAACGCUCGAGGAGGAGAAGGAGGAGCUCAAGGAGUACCAGAAAUGGGACAAGAUGCGCAGGUCUCUGGAAUACACCAUUUAUGACCAUGAGCUGAAGGAUACCAAAAAGAAGCUGGAAGAACUGGAAACACGGCGAGAGUCCAGCAGUUCAGUGGCUGAGAAAUUGCGUGAGAACCUGCAGAAUGCGGCCGAAAAGAUAAAG